This is a messenger RNA of Exophiala aquamarina CBS 119918, 1677 nucleotides long. RefSeq names its product acetolactate synthase, catabolic. The transcript has a single exon. NCBI's taxonomy places the organism in Eukaryota, Fungi, Ascomycota, Eurotiomycetes, Chaetothyriales, Herpotrichiellaceae. Bases 1 to 1677 code for a protein of 558 amino acids. Gene Ontology annotation, molecular function: acetolactate synthase activity; magnesium ion binding; flavin adenine dinucleotide binding. Gene Ontology annotation, cellular component: acetolactate synthase complex. The record is from RefSeq and is a predicted model, not a curated record. Gene Ontology annotation, biological process: butanediol metabolic process; L-valine biosynthetic process.
AUGGCAGACGAUACUGUAGCCCAGAUUAUUGUGAACAGCUUGUACAAUGCGGGUGUACGAGUUGUCUUCGGUAUCCCUGGUGCGAAAGUCGAUGCAAUCUUUGACUGUCUGCUAGACCAUCCAGAGAUCCGCCUGAUAGUCUGCCGGCACGAACAAAAUGCGGCAAUGAUGGCUGCCGCAGUUGGUCGCAUCACAGGCGUCCCAGGAGUUUGCGUCGCAACGUCGGGUCCAGGUGCGUCUAAUCUUGCAACUGGCCUGGUCACUGCCACCACCGAAGGAGAUCCUGUUGUUGCGAUAAUUGGUUCCGUUCCAAGACUUAUGAACACAAAACGAACACAUCAAUCGAUGAAGGCUCUGGAAAUCCUUGGCCCAACAUCUAAGACCGCCGUCGGCAUUGACAUUGAAGACCAGGCCGCGGAGAUAGUUCUUUCGGCGUUCAGGACAGCCAAUGCAUCGCCAAAAGGAGCCUCAGUAAUUUCGAUCCCUGCUGAUAUUGCGAAGGGAAGCUCUAAGCUCCUUCCUUUCCCCAGAGAGGCAUUUACUGCCCCAAGCUACGGUCCUGCCCCAAGGGUCACCCUGGACAAAGCCAUAACACUGAUCGGAAGUGCAACCCUUCCGGUCUUGUUCUUGGGGAUGAGGGCUUCUUCGCCCAAGGUGGUUGAAGCUGUUCGCAAGCUCAUCAGCAAAUAUCCCCUACUCACAAUCGAAACGUUUCAAGCUGCCGGCGCUGUCUCAAAGAAUCUGGCACAUUUGUUCUACGGACGGGUAGGGCUCUUCCGCAACCAGGUGGGCGACAAAUUACUCGCAAAGUCCGAUCUCGUCUUAGCUGUCGGAUAUGACCCAGUCGAGUACGACGCCAAUCUGUGGAAUCCGACCGGGUCACAGAAAAUCAUCCAUAUUGAUUACACUCCAUCCGAUUAUGGAGUGCACUAUCAUCCAGUUGCAGAGCUACUUGGAUCAGUCGUCGAAAACUUGAAUCAUCUCACAGCGAAUUUGGAAAAUGUGGUAGAUGCAUCCAAGACCGAAUUGGCUCAAACUUUAUCCAAGCAGUAUCUCGCAUGGCAAACCUUACCAGACACUUCGCGGGCCAGCGGCCUGGUGCAUCCUUUGCAUUUUAUCUCUCAACUCCAGCGACUUGUAUCUGAAGAUACAACGGUCGCAGUCGACGUGGGAACCGUUUACAUCUACAUGAUGCGUUUCUUUUUCUCAUACCAGCCCCGCCGACUUCUCUGCUCCGAUGGCCAGCAAACUCUCGGAGUUGCUUUGCCAUGGGCCAUUGCUUCGUCCUUGACCCAGUCCCCACCGUGUUCAUCCAAGGUGGUCUCCUUGAGCGGCGACGGUGGCUUUAUGUUCUCCUCUCAGGAGAUGUCUACGGCUGUCCAGCAAGGAUGCAAUAUCACUCAUUUCAUAUGGAACGACAACGCGUACAACAUGGUUCAGUUUCAAGAGGAAAUGAAAUACGGCCGAAGUAGCGGAGUCGCUCUGGGAGGUGUUGACUUUGUCAAGUUUGCGGAGAGCUUUGGGGCAAAGGGAUUCAGGAUCAACGAUUCGUCCGAGAUUGAAGAAGUCAUGAAGCAAGCACUGGCACACCCUGGUGUUUCUCUGGUUGAUGUGAACAUCGACUAUCGCAACAACAAAGAGCUUGCUAAGCACGUCAUUGAAAGCGAGUUUAAUUAA